AUGCAAUCUCAACCACCACCUGGUUUUGCUCUUCCUAACAUGUCAACCCACGAUCAUCAUUGGACUGGGUUUUGGCAUUCUUUAGAAAAGGGUAGAGGCAAUAGAUACACGGCUAAGUGUCUCUAUUGUAAAUGUGAGCUAUCUGGAAGGCCUGAAAAGCUUCAUAGUCAUGCUAUUGCAUGUGGUAAAUGGCCUGUUGCUGCGAAGAAUAAUUAUAUUCAAGAGGCUGCAAGUUCUACUCCUAAAUCUCCCUCACCUACAAAUCUUGUGAAUAUAGCAAAUACUGAAGAUUCUGGUAUUGAUCUUUUCAAGGAAGAGGAAUUUGAAGAGCCUUUAGAAUUUGAAGUUGAAGCGGUAAAUAUUGAUAUAAAUGAUGAGUUAGUAAUGGAUGAAUUCUUUGAUAUUGGUAUUUUUGAACAACUAGAGCAAGAAGUUGUUGAUGAAAGUUCAAUGAUUCAUUUUCAAAAUUCUAUUAAUACUGAAGAUUGGUUGAUUGAUGAUAUUUUUUUUCAAUCUGAAAUUUAA
This is a messenger RNA of Dentiscutata erythropus, 525 nucleotides long. The record is from the annotation of a GenBank genome assembly. Lineage: Eukaryota; Fungi; Glomeromycota; Glomeromycetes; Diversisporales; Gigasporaceae.